Messenger RNA from Metarhizium album ARSEF 1941, 435 nucleotides. RefSeq names its product ATP synthase H chain. The coding region runs from base 1 to 435 and encodes 144 amino acids. The record is from RefSeq and is a predicted model, not a curated record. Gene Ontology annotation, biological process: proton motive force-driven ATP synthesis. Lineage: Eukaryota; Fungi; Ascomycota; Sordariomycetes; Hypocreales; Clavicipitaceae. The transcript is spliced from 3 exons.
AUGCUCAGCCAACUUUCCAGGGUCACGCGCGCCACCUCGGCCGUCCGCGCCGUCACUCGAGUUGCCAGAGGCAAUACCGUCCAGGUUCGAGGCUUCAUCGCCCCAACCGUCUCAAGGAAAGCGUGCACGGCUAACAUUCCCGUCCUCCUCGCCUCCCCGACAGCCGAUUUCGUCCAGGAUCUCUACCUGAAGGAGCUCAAGGCCUACAAGACCCCCGCCGUCAAGGAGUCCGACGCCGAAGGCCAAGUCCAGGCGUUCACGAUGCCCAAGACCCCCGCGUCGCCCGAAGAGGCCGACCUCGCCAGCAACCUGAAGGAUUACGAGAGCAUGGCCGUCGAGAUCGAGGGCCAGGAUGCCGCCCAGGCCGGCCAGGGUGAUGCCGCCGCCCUCCCCGACUGGCUCGAGGCCGAGGAGGACGACGAGCCCGCUCACUAA